AGUCCCGCCCCUUCUCCAGUUAACCUGAGUGCUCCUAAGCUUGGCUGCUGGAGUUUUAAGAGCAGGGAGUAGCUGCACGCGCCAAACUUUCCCCCAUGGUUUCGGUGACCAGGACAGUGUUUGGCGAGCUGCCCUCGGGGGGAGGGACAGUGGAGAAGUUCCAGCUGCAGUCAGACCUGCUGAAAGUGGACAUCAUCUCCUGGGGCUGCACCAUCACAGCUCUGGAGGUCAAAGACAGGCAGGGGAAAGCCUCCGACGUGGUUCUCGGCUUCGCCGAGUUGGAAGGGUACCUCCAAAAGCAGCCCUACUUUGGAGCAGUGGUGGGAAGGGUGGCCAACCGAAUUGCCAAAGGAGCAUUCACCUUGGAUGGGAAGGAGUAUCAUCUGGCCAUUAACAAUGGGCCCAACAGUCUGCAUGGAGGACUCAGAGGAUUUGAUAAGGUCCUCUGGACCCCUCAGGUGCUGACAAAUGGCGUCCAGUUCUCCCGUGUCAGUCCAGAUGGUGAGGAAGGCUACCCUGGAGAGUUAAAAGUCUGUGUGACGUACACUCUGGAUGGUGGAGAGCUCGUGGUCAACUACAGAGCACAGUCCAGUCAGACCACACCGGUCAAUCUGACCAACCAUUCUUACUUCAACCUGGCAGGCCAGGGCUCCCCAAAUAUAUAUGACCAUGAAGUCACCAUAGAAGCUGAUGCUUUCUUGCCUGUGGAUGAAACCCUGAUUCCUACAGGAGAUGUUGCUCCAGUGCAAGGAACUGCAUUCGACCUAAGAAAGCCAGUGGAGCUUGGAAAACACCUGCAGGAGUUCCACAUCAAUGGUUUUGACCAUAAUUUCUGUCUGAAGAGAUCUAAAGAAAAGCAUUUUUGUGCGAGGGUGCAUCAUGCUGGAAGCGGGAGAGUUCUAGAAGUAUAUACCACCCAGCCUGGUGUCCAGUUUUACACGGGCAACUUCCUGAAUGGCACAUUGAAGGGCAAGAGUGGAGUGGUCUAUCCUAAACACUCUGGCUUCUGCCUUGAGACCCAGCAUUGGCCUGAUGCAGUCAACCAGCCCCACUUCCCUCCUGUGCUGCUGAGUCCUGGGGAGGAGUACAACCAUACCACCUGGUUCAAGUUUUCUGUGGCUUAAGGAAGAGUGAAGAUACAACCGAGUCCAGGGCCAGGCCAGGGCCACCUCUACAGCCUGUCUCCUGUCCAGAGGCAAAGCAAAGAUUUGGAGGAUUUAAAAGUGAUCAUGUGCAAAUCAUACAAAUGGUAGCUGUCACAAUAAUUGAUCUGAAUAUUGAUUUCCUUUUCCAGUGACUGGCUCUGGGCCAUGUCUCAUGACAAGAUUUAUUCUCUGUUCAGUUCAGAGGGCAAGUGAACCCAACCACCAAUGUCAUCAUCUAAGGCCUGACACUAGCCCAGAAGUGGAGCCCAGGGACUCUUGUGCUAUUGUAGGUUUUCUCUCUCUACCCUUUCUCUCUGUGAUGCUGCUCUCAUUGCUUUUCUGUCUCCUCCUCCCGCUUUACUUCAAAUCACCUCAAUCUUGGGCAGCACUGCAGUUUUCAAGGUCAUAAGAGCUAGUUUACCAGGCCAGCACAUGGAGCCUCUGUGAGGUAGCAGGUGAUUGACAAGUGAGGGAGCUGAAGCACAGAGUUUGAGUGACCCACUGCAAGCUAGUAAAAAGUUUAACAAGGACUUGACUUCAGGUCAUGUAAAUCCAAGUUCCCUUCUUUACCUAUCCCAGUCUGCCAGAGCAUUCCAGGGGGCUCACUGAAGGGUAAAAAGGGGUCUGGUCCCUGUUCUGUUAAGAGCCAGCCUUUCUUCUCAGAUUCAGUUUAUAAGAAAUGGUUCAAAUACCCAUAAAGAAUCCAUCAUUUAGACUCCCUGCCUUUGGUGUUAACAUUUACACUGGAAGCAGAUAUUGUGUUAUGUAGAUGAGGCUGGAGGUUCCUCUUUUCCUGGUAGUCUAAUCAUUAAUGAUGGGUGUGGGCUGAUUUUUAAAGAAAUAUACUUUAUUCUCUUAUUUACUACAAUCAGUUGAAAUAAAAUGCAUCUCCAGAAGACUCCA
Molecule: messenger RNA, 2048 nt
Organism: Sciurus carolinensis (gray squirrel)
Lineage: Eukaryota; Metazoa; Chordata; Mammalia; Rodentia; Sciuridae
Gene: Galm
Product: galactose mutarotase
Exons: 7
Coding region: 96-1124 (342 amino acids)
Biological process (GO): glucose metabolic process; beta-D-galactose catabolic process via UDP-galactose, Leloir pathway
Molecular function (GO): aldose 1-epimerase activity; carbohydrate binding
Source: RefSeq, a predicted model, not a curated record